AACAUAUUAGAUACGACCUAGAAUGCACGCAUCGCACGGACUUCUCACGUGUUUGGCGGGAAAUCGGAGAGUGCUGCUAUAUAAGGAACGACACGAGGUCUUUACUCUAUCCUGUCCCGAUUCAGCUGGCAGACGUAUACAGAAACUAAUGAUGUUGUCGUAUAUUGUGUGUGCCGUGUUUGUGAUGACAUCGGUUAGAGCAACUGAAUUAGAUGUCGACACUUUAGAAGGUGUCGGCAACACCUUUUCAAGCGGGUUUAACAGCGUCACUAAUACAUUGGGAAAUUGGGGCAGUUCUAUCGGCAUUGGAUUGAACAGUUUCGGGAACUCUAUUUCCAGUGGGUUAUCCAUGUGUGGUGAUCAGAUCUUACUUGACCAAGCAGCAAUGUCGGAGGUGAUGACCAAAAUGCAGGCGCUCUUCAAUGCCAACGGAAACCCCGUACAAGGGACAACGCCUAUCGUAUCUAAGAUUGAAUUCGACCAGUCUGACUUCAGUUUUACCGACUUCAGUGUGGGGGGAGUUUACGUCACUGCAAAAACUCCCAAUGGCGUGGUUAGGUACCCGAGUAACUACAGGUACAAGAUGCAAUCACCACAAACCACCGCAGAAAAUUUAGCGCAGGAACUGAUCGAAAAAUGGAAUGUUUAAAUAUUCAAAAGUGAACGAUUUUCUCGUGAAGCACGCACCUAAAAGUACACUUAUUGGUGAUAAAUUCGGAUGCUGGAGUAUAGGAUGAACACCAGUAUAAAUGUGUUGAAUCGAUCAAGUACAAUUUCAGUAAAAAAUAAAAAAAUUGACGAUAUUCAUACAGUUGUUUAGUAUUUCUCCGCGCAAUGUUGUCUAGUUUUUGAUAUUGUUAAUUGUUAUUUAUAGUAUUAAUAA
This is a messenger RNA of Mercenaria mercenaria, 883 nucleotides long. RefSeq lists its product as uncharacterized. The record is from RefSeq and is a predicted model, not a curated record. Lineage: Eukaryota; Metazoa; Mollusca; Bivalvia; Venerida; Veneridae. The transcript is spliced from 5 exons. The coding region runs from base 23 to 649 and encodes 208 amino acids.